UCACCGCCGUCCUCAGCGACAACGAACUCUUUCUUGUCAUCGUGCGGUCCCCCGUAAACCACAAUCAAUCGUUGUUCGACAUGGCUAACGUCUCAUCAGGGUCUAAGCGUGCGUGGGAUGGCCCAAACGAUGCUGAAUCGCACAAAAGACCUCGAGAGGAUGGACGCGACCGGCGGGAUGCACCAAUAGGCUCGCCGAGGAGAAAGCCGCCCCCAGGGAGGAGGGACUCAGACGAUAGACGCUCUAGUAGCGACAGGCGAUCCCGCGGAGGCGGAGAGCACAGGCGUCGCAGCAGGGACCGUGAUUAUGGCAGGCGUCGCUCGCCCGACCACAGCCGCGACAGGGUUCGGCGCGACGACAGAGACCGAGAGAGGGACCACGGUCGGGAUAAGAGUCACGCUCCCCGGGAGAGCGGCGCACGGCGCGAUGGCAGCCGCGCGGACGACCGGCGUCGAGAUGAGCGUAGACGUCCUUCGCCACCAAGGGACCGCCGUACGAACGGCGUCUCAGCUCCAUACCCCCCUCCGCCAAAAGUCGAAGAUGAGAAAGAGGAAGGCGAGAUCUCUCCAAGGCCGGUCAGAGCUGCUUCCCCAUCACGGUCCCGUCCCAUUCGUCCGAGAACGCCUCCACCUCAAGCUCAACCGCUCCCGCCGCCCCAACCGGAACCACAGCCUGAGAUGGACCUUGACCUUCCGCCGUCUCCCCCUCCAAUAGAAGACACCCUUGCUGCGCGUCGUGCUAAACGGCAAGCUAUCCUCGCCAAGUAUGCUGGCAUCGCAAGCUCGAAUGUUAGCCAAGGGCCUACACCGAGCCCUGGACCUAGCAGUGCGGUUGAGCCGCCUCCCGCGACGCCUGAUGUAUCUAAUUUCCCAUCUCAGGCUCAGAGCGCCGUAGGCACCCCCGGUCGUGCGGAGUCUGCACGUGCGGACAGCUCCAGACCCGAGGCACGUCAAACAGCAUCGGCGUCGCCAACCCCUGGCACCUUCGAUCUCGCCAAGGGCGACGACGAAGAGCAGGUACAGACCAAGGUGCAGAAUGGGGCAGGUGAGCAGGUGUCUGCAGCCGACUACGACCCUAGCUUGGAUCGGCGCGAGGAUGAGCAUAAACGUGUGUGGGGCACGAAGGACCAACACGCGGACGUAGAGGUGAUCGAGGAGGAAGAAGAGGAAGAGGAAGACGUCGACGACAUGUUCGCGGUCGCCACCUCGGACAAGAAGGUCAAGAAGGUCAAGCGAGUAGCGAAGCCUGCUAUGGCUAUCGUCACUGCGACACUCGAUUCUGCCGCCGACUCCGAAGGCUACUACCAGAUCAUAUUGGGCGAGCAACUCGACAGCGGGCGGUAUCAAGUUUUCUCAUCGCUCGGUAAAGGCAUGUUCGCCAAUGUCGUCAGAGCUCGUGUUCUACAGGGCGAAUCUAGCGAGGUGGGCAAGGAGGUCGCCGUUAAGAUCGUUCGAUGCCAGGAGUCUAUGUACAAGGCUGGGCUCAAGGAAGCGCAGAUUCUGAACAAGAUCAAGCUAGCAGACCCCGAUGACAAGAAGCAUAUCGUUCGGUUAGAACGCACCUUCGAGCAUCGUGGACACCUGUGCCUUGUGUUCGAGAACAUGAGCAUGAACCUUCGCGAAGUUGUAAAACGCUUCGGCAAAGACGUGGGCUUGAAUAUUCGCGCGGUACGCGCGUACGCCCACCAGCUCUUCCUUGCCUUAAGCUUGUUACGCAAAUGCAACAUCAUGCACGCAGAUAUCAAGCCCGAUAACAUCUUGGUGAACGAACAGAAGACUGUGCUCAAGCUCUGCGAUCUGGGCUCCGCCUCAGAUGCGUCCGAGAACGACAUAACGCCCUAUCUGGUGUCCAGAUUCUAUCGUGCACCUGAGAUCAUCAUGGGUCACCCGUACGAUCCUGCAAUCGAUAUCUGGUCCGUUGGCUGCACAUUGUACGAGCUGUACACGGGAAAGAUCCUAUUUCCUGGACGAACGAACAACCACAUGCUUCUGCUCAUGCAGGAGCUGAAGGGCCGCUUCAAUUCCAAGAUGAUCAAACGCGCCAAAUUCGGAGAACAGUACUUUGAUGACCUCGGUGCCUUUCUCAGCGUUGAACAGGACCGUGUUACGGGUUCGGAUGUCGUACGCAAGGUUCAUCUGACGCAGCCGACCAGGGAACUUCGGCAACGCGUGCUCCCCCCUAGCUCCGUGAAGCUCAAGGAUGAGGAGAGCAAGCUACUGCUGGCGUUCGUCGACCUCCUCGACAAGUGCCUCGCCCUGGACCCUUCAAAGCGGAUCACGCCCAAGGAAGCGCUCGUGCACCCCUUCAUUCGUGGAUGAUCGUGCGAUCUAUGCGAAUGCAUCUAGCGGUUUGUUCGCGGAGACGCGGCUGUCGGUGUUCCUUCCAGAAUUUGUACAUUUUAUCUGAUCUCCUUGUGAACGUCGCCCAUCAGGUGCCGUGUUUACGUUCGGGCCCGUCGACAGAACCUCGAGGCUAUAUAGUACGCGGACAUUAGUAGACAUCAAAGGCAGAACAUAAUAUCUGAAUUUCAACGAUGCGCACGAUCC
Messenger RNA from Trametes versicolor FP-101664 SS1, 2546 nucleotides. Its product is annotated as kinase-like protein. The record is from RefSeq and is a predicted model, not a curated record. Bases 678 to 2318 code for a protein of 546 amino acids. Gene Ontology annotation, molecular function: ATP binding; protein serine/threonine kinase activity. Gene Ontology annotation, biological process: mRNA cis splicing, via spliceosome; peptidyl-threonine phosphorylation; peptidyl-serine phosphorylation. NCBI's taxonomy places the organism in Eukaryota, Fungi, Basidiomycota, Agaricomycetes, Polyporales, Polyporaceae. The transcript is spliced from 9 exons.